Formica exsecta is the source of this 1693-nucleotide messenger RNA. RefSeq lists its product as uncharacterized. NCBI's taxonomy places the organism in Eukaryota, Metazoa, Arthropoda, Insecta, Hymenoptera, Formicidae. The coding region runs from base 186 to 1412 and encodes 408 amino acids. The transcript has 2 exons. The record is from RefSeq and is a predicted model, not a curated record.
AUCAUAUAAUUGGAAUGACAGUUCGCUAGUGUUACGAAUACACGCGCGCGCGCGCGCGCUUAUUUUACGCUCCCGUAUCUCGGGCCUGUCUUCAGUCUCGGCCCGAUACGAGAAGCGACAGCUAGUUAACACAGAUAGAUAGAUCAGUGUAGGCAUUUCUUUCUUUUUUUUUACGACGAGAUAUCAUGAACAACGGCGAGGAAUUGAAGACGAUCGAGUUGCGCGAGCUGCAGCCGAUACUUAGCCGCACAUUUGGCGAUCAGCUGAUCGUGGUCCGUUAUACUACCAAGAGCCUGUUGCAGCCCGGCGAGAAUUACGGGAGUACCAUCUUUGACGUUCACGCCGUGAUCAGGCGUAAUGACGAGGCGGAGGAGGAGGAUCUUUACUUGGUGGCGAAGAUGCCGCCGCCGACGCAAUUUCAACGAAAAAUCUUCGACAGUCCGCAUUCGUUCAGAAAGGAGAUCUUCAUGUACGAAAUCAUCUUGCCUCAUUACAAACAGCUGGAACGUGACUCCGGUUUGAAGGAGGACGAACUGUUCGACAUACUGCCUAAGUACUAUCAAUCCCGAUUGUCGCUGAAUCCGGACGUCGAUUUCGACGAUAAUGCCGUUAUUCUAAUGGAGAAUUUGAAAAAGCGCGGCUAUUACAUCUGCGACAGAGCUAAAGGAUGUGACUUCGAGCAUACGAAAGUCGCUAUACGAGCAAUGGCGAGAUUUCACGCCCUAGGAAUGGCCGUCAAGUACAAGCAACCAAAAUACUUUGAAGUGCUAAAGCAACGUAGCAAGUGCAUAAAGUUGGAAACCGAGGAUUUCGUGCACUUGCAGAACGACAUGCUGAAGAGGAUAGCGGAGGAUCCAGAAAUAGGCGUUCACAUCGAUCGAUGCAACGCGGCGAUGACUAACUCGUUGAAACACGGUAUGUGGAACGCUUUGCCCGACGAGCCUUGGUCCACCAUCAUCCACGCGGACUUCUGGGUGAACAACAUCAUGUUCCAUCGCGACGAGAACGGCCGAGUGGACGACGUCAAGUUCGUCGACUUUCAGAAUUAUCUCUUCUUCAGUCCGCUACGCGAGAUGGUCUUCUAUCUGUUCUCCAGCACGCAAGCGAGCGACGAUCGCAUUGAAGAGCUGAUGGAUCUAUAUCACGAGACAUUCGUGGCCAUCCUGGUCCGAAUUGGUUGCGACACCGAGUCGUUCACGAGGGAGAAGUUCGACGCUAAGCUAGCGACCGACGCCAAGUUCGAAUUUAUGCAUUUAAUCUUCAUGCUCAAGAUACUCACGUUGAAUGUGCAGGAGGAGGAAUUCAGCACAAAGGAUAUGAGGAAUUUUAUGUUGUCCUAUCAAGGCAACCAAGCGUUCGUCCAACGGCAGCGUAAAGUUAUAUCGUAUUUUGUUCAACGCGAUUGGAUUUAGGCUGUAAUACAAUGGGAAAAAGGCUCCCUAGAAUAUGUUAAAUUAUAUAUUAUAUAUUUAAUUAUUAUAUACAUUGUAUAUUAUUAUACACAUACAUAAUUAUUUAUCACGCACGGUAACAUAAUGCGACUGAUUACGUUACCGCACACGUUUAUUUGACUCUCUAUCUCUUCCUAUGUAUUAUGAUAAGAAUAAUAAAGAGAUGACAUAAAUUUUACAGGAAAAGGAGAUAGAGAUAUAUGAUGUAACAAGUUUGAGAUAUAUAAAAUAUAUUUUUAUAC